AUGGAGAGUUUCAAGAAAGAACGAGAAAUAAUAAGAAAACACUUCAAGAAAAUAUGUGCAGAAAUAGACCUGAAAAUAAGCGACAAAGAACGAAGCAAAGACGACAUGUUAUCCCUUUUAAGGCAAUUAGAAGACAAGGAAUUCGUAAGACAAAGAACUAAAAGUGAAGCUGAGUUGAAGAAGUCAUUGGAUCAAACAACAUCGCAAGAAUGCAGCGGCGAAAAGAACAAGAGAAAAUUCCGGCUUCCACAAACUGAAAUGAAAAAAUUCGACGGAAAUGUCAAAAAUUGGAUAGGAUUUUGGGGACAGUUCCGAAAAAUACAUGAAGACAUGGAAAUCGAUUUCGAAGACAAAUUUCAGUACCCACUUCAGGCAACAGAAGUUGACUCAGCAGCAAGGAAGCUAGUGGAGAGUUUUCCUCCAUCAGGAGCGAAUUACACGAUAGCUGUCGAUCAGAUGAAGGCAAGGUUUGCAAAAGAUGAAUUCCUUAUCGAGGUGUAUGUGAGAGAAUUGCUGAGUUUAGGUCUCAAACAAGCAAUGGACAAUACAAAUUUUUUACGAAGCGAAGUUGAAUCAGAAAAAAGAAUAAAUCUAGCACAGUCAAGUUUCUACAAUAAACCAGUCGAUAAAACAGGUGGCGGUGGAUUAUACACAGCUGCAGCAUUGUAUUCAGCAAGUUCGAAAGACGCAGGAAAAGUUGGUAAGAAAGUUCCAUAUUGUCUCUUCUGUACAAAAUCUCACUGGAGUCAAUAUUGUCUCAAAGCUCAGAAAUUAUCUUUGAAUGAGAGAAAAAAUAUUGUCAAAGAAAAGAAAGGUUGUUUCGUUUGCCUAAAACAAUAUCAUACUUGUAAACAAUGCAGAGCAUUUGUGAGAUGUAUAGUUUGUUCGAGGAAACAUUAUCCAAUAAUGUGUCCGGAUUUAGAUGUGAAAAGGGGAAAGAAGGAUAAUGAGAAGAAAGAAAUAGAAAGUAUUUUGACUAGCAACUUAUCUAAUACAGUAUUAUUGCAAACAGUUCUUGUGCGGAUUCAUUUUGAAGCGAGCGAAAAAAUAGUUGGAGCAUUAUUAGAUUCUGGUUCACAAAGAUCUUAUAUUUUAUCUAGAAGUGCAGAAGAACUAAAGUUGAGGAAAAUUGACAAUGAAACUAAAAUACAGGGAGUUUUUGGAGGGAAGUAAUCCCAACCAGAAACUCAUAAGUUAUUCGAAGUAACAAUAAGAAGUAUUGAUAACACACAUGAAUUCAAAAUCAACAUGUUGAAUCAAGAUAAAAUCUGCAAUCAUAUUCCUCGUAUUAAUGAUACAUCUUGUAUAAAUUAUUUGAAACAAAGUAAUAUUGUGAUUCACGAUAGUAAUUGGUCAAAUGCUCCAAAGGAAAUUGAACUAUUAUAGGAGCAGAUAUAUUUGGUCAUUUAUUAACUGGUAGAAAACAUCACCUUGAUGGUGGUCUUGUAGCGCUCGAAACAUAUUUGGGGUGGACACUCAUCGGACAGUACG
Messenger RNA from Coccinella septempunctata (seven-spotted ladybird), 1491 nucleotides. RefSeq lists its product as uncharacterized. NCBI's taxonomy places the organism in Eukaryota, Metazoa, Arthropoda, Insecta, Coleoptera, Coccinellidae. The record is from RefSeq and is a predicted model, not a curated record. Bases 1 to 1173 code for a protein of 390 amino acids. Gene Ontology annotation, biological process: proteolysis. The transcript is spliced from 3 exons. Gene Ontology annotation, molecular function: aspartic-type endopeptidase activity.